This is a messenger RNA of Tripterygium wilfordii, 4346 nucleotides long. Its product is annotated as 3-hexulose-6-phosphate isomerase. Gene Ontology annotation, molecular function: isomerase activity; carbohydrate derivative binding. Gene Ontology annotation, biological process: carbohydrate derivative metabolic process. The transcript is spliced from 3 exons. Bases 25 to 867 code for a protein of 280 amino acids. The record is from RefSeq and is a predicted model, not a curated record. Lineage: Eukaryota; Viridiplantae; Streptophyta; Magnoliopsida; Celastrales; Celastraceae.
GAUUAUUUGCUAGCUUAGUUGAUUAUGGGUACACGUAUUAUACAUAGGUGCUCUAGAACUGAUCUGCUUUGUCGGUUUGAAACAACAAAGAACAAAUUGUGUGUACGUGCGUCAGCUUGGGCCCGCACUUCAAUUUUCAAUUCAUACAGUAUAGCUUAUCCUCUUCCACAGUUCCACACUUCCACUGCACCGGACAGCCAAACCAAGUCGCAAGCUAUAAUCCCAUGGUCCAAAGACAACCAAAUUCAGACUCCAAUGGAUAGCGAAAUCACUUCGAUGUCCGGUUUAGCCUCGCAAAUGUGCAACCAAAUAGCCUCUAUCUUCUCCAAACCCAACUACCCCCACCCACCACCCUUGGAUCUCAUGGUGACGGAGCUCUCCACCGUCGCAAAACAUAACGGCCGGGUCUUUCUCUACGGAGUGGGCCGUGAGGGACUGAUGCUGAAGGCCCUCUGUAUGCGUCUAGCCCACUUGGGUAUCUCAACCCACUUCGUCUUUGACAUGACCACGCCCCCGAUUACCAGCACCGACCUCCUCAUCGCCUCGGCUGGGCCCGGAGGAUUCUCCACCGUCGAUGCAAUAUGUUCCGUGGCGAGAUCCCACGGCGCUAGAGUUCUGGUGUUGACAGCUCAGCCGCAGACGGGGUCAUGCGUGAAGCAUGCGAGUGUGGUGUGCUAUGUGCCGGCGCAGACCAUGGCGGAUGAUGAGGGUACUCCUGGGGAGAAGAAAUCACGGCCGUUGAUGCCGAUGGGGAGCCUUUAUGAAGGGGCUAUGUUUGUGCUGUUUGAGAUGGUGGUGUAUCAGCUUGGUGAGGCAUUGGGCCAGAGUCCCGAGGCCGUCCGAUCUCGGCAUACUAAUCUUGAAUGAUGUGUCUAGGUUUGUUUGUCGGUUUGGUCCCAUUUGGUAACAUUACUCGUCAUUAAUGACAUGGGUUUGAAAAUUUCGAAAUGUAAAGUUAAUAUUUAUAUUUAUUAAUUGUAAGCUUCUUACGGUUAAAAGUACGCCUCCUCAUACGCAACACGCACGACCUUUCUCUCAUUCAGCAACGCACAGAUUCUCUCGUUCAUCGUCCCCGCUCCUUCAAUGUCUAACCAUGCGUUGUUCGCUUCUCUACGCAUUCCGUUUUUUAUCCUUCACGAUCUCCACAUGCUCUCUGAUUCACACACUGUGUCAACCCUAAUCGCUGAAACGAUGCGGUAAGCGAUGCGCGAAAGAAUGCCUCCAUAAUUCUCUGGUUCGGUUCAAGAAGAAUCUCCGAGUCAUAAUUCUCUGGUUCAAGAAGAAUCCCCGAGUCAACGAUUAUCAGGGCCUUGUGGCUACCUCCGAUUAUCACGCCGCAAGUUCCUCUCUCCAUCUUCGACGAUCUCCGGAUUCGCUGUGCAUCUCCGAUCAGCCAGGCCUUGUAAAUCUAUGGUUCAUAUGUACGUCUUCGAUCAGCCGAUUCUUUCUCGUACGUACCUUCUUCUGCUCUGUCUUAGAUUCCUCUUUAUCUUUUUUGUUCUGCGUUUUUAAGUUUUUCUAUGUAGUUAACUUGUUUUGGAAUUCUGUAAUUGUAUUAAUCGAAUCUGAAGUCAUUGGAAUGAAAACACAUUGAGCAAUGAAAUUCUAAUUUUCCAGCAUUUGAGCAGUGUAUUUGAAUUUGUCUAACAACUAUGUCACGCUAAAUGUGAACAAGAUUGUUAUAAGAGGGAGCCAAAAACUUUGAUAUGCCUUGAUACGGUGGAAAGAGAGAAAUGUCUUACUCUGAUUUCAUGAUAUUUCAUUUGAAUCUCGUAUUGACUGAAUUUUUCUGAUGAUUUGCAUUGUAACUUAAGAAAGGCAUAAGGAAUUGCAGGAAAAGGGGUCUAAUCUGAGAACGUCCGUAUUUUAUAUAUUUGCAAACAGAGGUAUUGUGUGGGGCCUACGGCCACGGGAGAGUUUUUUAUUUGUUGAAUUCAUCUAGAGGACUAGAGUUAAAACAACCUAUAUAUUCACUGAAAGUCUGAAAGAGAUAGAUAACCACCUACUUGAUGGUAACUAUUCUCUCCCCUAAGAGGAAUUCUAGGAAAAGAUUUUUGGAGGACUCCUCUUCUAUGAUAUCGAGGUGGCCUUCUUUGGCAGUGCUUCAGUGCUUAUUAUGUGAAUUUAUGUUCUGAGGUCUUUGGAUCUGCAGUUGUCCGACUAAUAAUCACUAAUAGUGUAAUCUGAAAUACUUGAUUUGAAUCAUAUGAUGAGUUGAAGAAACUUCUACAGCCCCUAAGCUCACUUAUCCUGUCUCCAGUUUUACAUUUUGUUAGACCAAACUUGGCCUGGGGUGAGUUAUCAUUGUUUUUGAAAGUUAUUUUUACUGUUUUUCUUCUUUUACCAUUUUCUUUCUUCAGGGAUUUUAAUUUUCAAAAUAAUACUUGAUGCUCAUUGGUACAAGGAAAUAAGAUAGUUGGACUAGGAAUCAGGUCAUCUUCUCACAUCUAAUGAUCUAAAGGAAUUAAUUCAUGAUUGUAAAUCAAUGCUGUGCAAGAGAAAUUGGAGAUGGAUCAAGGAAACUUCGGCUCAAUCCAAGGAGAAAGUUGACCAAAUUUGAGGUAACGAAACAAAAUAAUUCAAAUUUCAUGCUGAUAGAGAAGUUCAUUAGAUAGAUCUGUUUUUGUUACGUAGAAUCCAGAUGUUGUGGGACCAGGACAAAUGCAGUAGUAAAUUCAUUGGUUGCAUAUUUUAGAUAUUUGGAGGGAACAGCUCGAUAUGACUGGAGAGAGUGUGAAGUUUUAGUCAGAUAUUAGGCUGUGUCGACGUAGACUAUGAUGAAUGAACUGUGAACAACUUUCUUCUUACUUUUUUUUUUAAAGUCAUUGUUGUACUUACAUACAAUGUAAUGAAAAUAUGCUUGAUUCAUGGAGAAGGAUCACAUGGUAAUUCCUGAUUUUGAUGACACGGCUUAAAGACAUGUAGAACUGAAUUUGGCAUAGCAUACUAUGCUGUAUGUGGUAAGUCCCCUUCUGUUUGAGACUUCAGAUUUGAAACUGCCUCCGCAAAGUUACUUUCGAUAUCCUGUCUAAGUUAUAUAAUACAUUGAUAUUUAGCAUGCUUAAAGAUAAUAUAGUUCCUCUUGGUUCUUUUAGUGAUAGCUUAUGGGAAAAAGAUGUCAAUCAAUUUUAGUUCUUGGUGUUUAUCAAUCAUAUUGUUUACCCUACAUCUUUUAACGAAAGUUUUGGUGGGGACCUGCAUAAAAUUGGCCUGAGAUUGCUGGUAUCUUGCAAAUGAACUUAAUCAGCUUGUAUUUUACGCUCUUAUCAUUCUGAAAGAGCGUGGUUUGAUGGAUGAAAUAACCAACUCGUUACAGCCUGCAUGCUCUUUAUACUCUCGUCUCAUAAGGAGAUCUCCAUUGAGCUUUAUUUCUUUGCAGGGCGCAGUAUGUUGUGCAUUACAGAAGCGCAGAAUUGAGCUUCAUUCACUAUGCGCUUUGGCCCCUCCAUGUAGGUAUUAUAUCUAGAAGGAGAGUGCUUUAUUAAAGCAAUCGAGUACAAGAAAGAGAUAGAUGCUGAUUUUUAUUUCCCUUUGGAUAUGCCGCAGCAACUGUGGUUUUGGUCACAUUUUAUCUUUGUUACAUCCGUGCAGGGGAGUUCAGAUGCUUAGCUAUUGUGAAUAUUUAUGUCAGCUCUCAUGAUUACUUUAAAUUGCAUGCAUCUUUCUAUCAUUUCAAUCUAUAUCCUCUACGUAACACUUCUUAAGAGAUUUACAGAAAAGACAGAUCAAUCAUGGAGCAUAUUAAAUUUGGACACGGAGAUGUAAUGGCAGUAUAUUUCAGUAUAUGUAUGUUGGGACGAGGGUCCAGCUAUAGUGUUUUGGUGCUUUUCUUGACACUACAAUGACAACGUGAAUAAUAUAAGUGAAGGAAGAUUUCAAGUCUGGGCCAUUACAAAAAAUCAGAAAAAUCAAACAUUGUGCAUAUUAAUCCAUGUGGGCUGAAGUGGUAAAGGACUUUAUUGAAGAAGUUCGCAAACCAGUGCACCAUAGGUAUGUUUCUAACUUCUAUAAUAGCCUUUCUUUUGCUCUACUCUUCCGGUAUGUGCAUGUAGCUCACUGUUGCUUUGUUUCAGAUUCUCAUUAACAUCCCUCCACCCCCCAAUUGGCUUAGUAGUAUAUAGCUCUCUUUUGGAUUUGAAAUUUGAAUCAUGAAAAAGGUUCAAGUAAUAAUUAAAAAUAUAUAUAUGAUUUAUCCAAAAAACAAAAUCCUCGAAAUCACCAAACAUGAAGUGCAGUGUAAACUCCUCUUGGUCGAAGAUCUCUCUCGUCCCAUUUACUAGGCAGUGUUCACUUUUUUAAGACAUUUAUUACUCAUCUGCGCUUUAUCAAUUGUCCAACUAUUAUCA